AAAAGAAAAUAUUAAAUCAAAAAUGGGUGGAGAUCAGAUGGAUGCUGAAAAUAACCAUAAAAGAUGGUCAUCUGGAAAGGAAAAUAAGGAACAUACUUGUCGUAGGUUUGCCCUAAAGCCAGAGGAUGAUUAUGGCGAACCCAAGCAAAAAAGAUUCAAACUGGAAAACAAUACAAAACCUGCCAUGGACAGACAAAAAACUGAAAAAGAAGACGUCUGGAAAUGGUGGGAGGAGGAGAAUCGCAACGAUGGCAACAAAUGGUUAACACUAGAGCAUAAGGGUCCGGUUUUUACUGAACCGUAUAAACGUUUACCAGCUAAUGUGCGGUUUUUGUAUGACGGCAAACCAUUUCAGCUAAGCAAAGAAACCGAAGAGGCAGCUACAUUUUAUGCCAAAAUGUUAAAUCAUGAAUGUUGCAGAAAUAGAAUUUUUUAUAGAAAUUUUUUUAGGGACUUUCGGCUCACCAUGACCGCAAGGGAGCGCAAGAUUAUCAAAGAUUUCCAUAAAUGCAAUUUUUAUGAAAUUUUCAAAUUCUUUCAAGCUGAAUCAAAUAAACGUCUGGCAGCUACCAAAGAAGAAAAGUUGGCAAAAAGAAAGAAAAACGAAGCUUUUGUGAACAAAUAUGGUUUUUGCCUAGUAGAUGGUCAUCGUGAGAGAAUUAGUAAUUUUCGUUUAGAACCUCCAGGACUAUUUCGAGGACGUGGCGAUCAUCCGAAAAUGGGUAUGAUCAAGCGUCGGGUUCAAGCAUGCGAUAUAAUCAUUAACUGUGGCAGGGAUUCCAAAAUACCAAUGCCACCACGUGGUCAAAUGUGGAAAGAAGUACGGCACGAUAAUACUGUAACAUGGUUGGCCUCCUGGGUGGACAAUGUACAGGGUCAAAGCAAAUACAUUAUCUUGAAUUCAUGGUCCAAAAUUCGAUGUGAAAGUGAUCACAACAAAUAUGAGACAGCUCGCCGUUUACACAAGUUUAUUGACAAGAUUCGUGCUACAUAUAGAGAGGAAUGGAAAUCCAAAGAUAUAUUCGUACGCCAAAGAGCAGUCGCUUUGUAUUUUAUUGAUAAAUUAGCCCUUAGAGUGGGCAAUGAAAAGGAAAAGGAUCAGGCCGAUACAGUUGGUUGCUGUUCAUUGCGAGUGGAACAUGUUCAGCUCCACCGACGCCUUAUGGAUAAAGAGUAUGUGGUUGCUUUUGAUUUCCUUGGCAAAGAUUCUAUUAGAUACUACAAAACAGUCGAGGUAGAGCCGCGUGUCUUUAACAAUCUAAAACUCUUUGUGAAGGACAAGGGGAAAAGUUAUUAUGUCUUUGAUUGUCUCAAUGCCCAUGAGCUCAACGAUCAUCUGAAGAACUUGAUGAUUGGACUCACGACCAAAGUAUUUCGUACAUAUAACGCUUCUCUAACGCUACAAAAUCAAUUGGACGAGUUGACCGAUGAAGAGGCAACAGUCGCAGAGAAACUACUGGUCUAUAAUCGCGCCAAUCGAGCUGUUGCUAUACUUUGUAAUCAUCAACGUUCCAUACCUAAAGGUCAUCAGCAAAUCAUGGAGAAUUUAAGAAAGAAAAUACAUAACAAAAGCAAUGCCAUCAAUGAUCUCGAAGCCGAAUUCAACGAACUGAAGAGAUCCGCUACUCUUUCUGGAACGGCUAAAGAUAAAAAGAUUGCCGAAUGCAAGGGCAAGCAGCUUGAACGUUUAAAGGACCAGCUUAAGAAGCUAAAACUCGAAGAGACUAAUCGAGAGGAGAAUAAGUGUGUUGCCUUGACUACAUCAAAGUUAAAUUAUAUUGAUCCACGUAUAUCGGUGGCUUGGUGUAAAAAGAAUAAUGUACCGAUUGAAAAGAUCUUUAAUAAAACGCAGAGAACGAAAUUUCUUUGGGCUAUACACAUGGCCGAUGAAAAUUAUCAUUUUCCAGAAGAAUCACCUGUGAUCGAUGAUGACAAUUAAAAACAACUAAUAGCAGGACUAUAAUUUCCGAAGGCAACAUAUUUUAAACAAUAAAAAACUUUACAUUAACUUUCUAAAUCAACUUAAAAACUAUCUUAGUCCUAUUUGAUAACGAAUAAAGAUCACAUAAAGAUCAAAGCUUAUCCAACUCAAGGCUUUUACCUACAAAUAUGUUGAUGAAUUAGAAUAGUGUUUAGUGUUUAAGUACAU
Molecule: messenger RNA, 2149 nt
Organism: Drosophila willistoni
Lineage: Eukaryota; Metazoa; Arthropoda; Insecta; Diptera; Drosophilidae
Product: DNA topoisomerase 1
Exons: 1
Coding region: 23-1939 (638 amino acids)
Biological process (GO): DNA replication; DNA topological change; chromosome segregation
Cellular component (GO): chromosome; nucleolus
Molecular function (GO): DNA binding; DNA topoisomerase type I (single strand cut, ATP-independent) activity
Source: RefSeq, a predicted model, not a curated record